Histoplasma capsulatum G186AR is the source of this 453-nucleotide messenger RNA. RefSeq lists its product as uncharacterized. Lineage: Eukaryota; Fungi; Ascomycota; Eurotiomycetes; Onygenales; Ajellomycetaceae. The record is from RefSeq and is a predicted model, not a curated record. Bases 1 to 453 code for a protein of 150 amino acids. The transcript is spliced from 3 exons.
AUGCAGUGCAUGGCCACACCGCAUGCUCCCGGCGCCUCAGUUCUGUCCGAGAUAUGUCGUGCAAUGGUCAGAGAGGUGAGAUGGUUAACCGAUAUCGGAUUCUGUGCCUCAAAACAUAUUCAUGAUCAGGUUGACUCUCGGUAUCCAAGCCAUUCCUUGUCCAAGCAGACAGCUUCAAAUGGGAGUUAUUCUGUUUGCGAAUCAGCAUCGCAAAUAUUCUCCUCCAGCUGUCCGCCGAGCCAUAGGGACUCUUAUGUAUUUGCGCCAACCGCAGUACAAAAAUCACAACCAUUCCCUAUUAAGUACCUUGAUAUGAGAAACACACACAAAGAAGUACCUGGGGCAUCAGUAUUUGCGCUGAGACAGUCAGCACCCACUCAGUGUGGGGUGAAGAACGUUGCUGGAGAGGAUAAUGGCAGAAGGCAAUUUUAUUCCAGGUUUCAAGCCGGUUGA